This is a messenger RNA of Acanthisitta chloris (rifleman), 1492 nucleotides long. RefSeq names its product sorting nexin 7 (gene SNX7). The transcript has 8 exons. Gene Ontology annotation, molecular function: phosphatidylinositol binding. The record is from RefSeq and is a predicted model, not a curated record. Bases 36 to 1178 code for a protein of 380 amino acids. NCBI's taxonomy places the organism in Eukaryota, Metazoa, Chordata, Aves, Passeriformes, Acanthisittidae.
CAUCUCUGGCUGAGGUAAACUCAUUCAGUCCUUCAAUGCCAAUAUCCCCCUCAUCAAUGAUAAACCAGUAUAAAUUUGAAGAUGGACCAGAACUAAGAGAUCUCUUCAUUACAGUCGAUGAUCCUGAAAGCCACAUUACAGCCAUUGAAACCUUUAUUACAUACAGAGUAGUCACAAAGACAUCCCGUGGUGAAUUUGACUCCAGUGAAUAUGAAGUUCGAAGACGAUAUCAGGAUUUCCUUUGGCUGAAGAGCAAACUUGAAGAAGCACAUCCGACACUGAUUAUUCCUCCAUUGCCUGAAAAAUUCAUAAUGAAGGGAAUGGUGGAACGAUUUAGUGAUGAAUUCAUUGAGACUCGAAGAAAAGCUUUACAUAAAUUUUUGAACCGUAUUGCUGAUCAUCCAACUUUAACUUUUAAUGAAGACUUCAAAAUUUUUCUUACUGCACAAGCCUGGGAACUCUCCUCACACAAGAAGCAGGGUCCUGGUUUGCUGAGCAGGAUGGGACAGACCGUCAGAGCUGUAGCAUCCUCAGUAAGAGGAGCAGUUAAAAAUCGUCCUGAAGUGUUUACAGAAAUGAACGAUUACAUGGAAACAUUUAGUCAGAAAAUAAACUUACUAGAUAAAAUAGCUCAUAGAAUUUACAAGGAAGAAAGGGACUACUUUAAUGAAAUGAAGGAGUAUGGUCCCAUCCACACACUCUGGUCAGCAUCUGAAGAAGAUGUAGCAGACUCCCUAAAAGGCGUUGCCAGCUGCAUCGACAGGUGCUGCAAGGCUACGGAGAAGCGAAUGGCAGGACUCUCAGAAAACCUGCUGCCCAUUUUACACGAAUACGUGCUCUACAGUGAAAUUCUGAUGGGUGUUUUGAAAAGGAGAGACCAAAUUCAAGGCGAGCUUGAUUCCAAAGUUGAUGCUUUAGCCAAUAAAAAGACAGAAAAGGAUCUGUUCUCAGAGGAGAUUGGGAAACUUGAAGAUAAACUUGAACGUGCCAAUAAUGCCCUGAAAGUGGAUUGGGACAGGUGGAAGCAGAACAUGCAGUGUGAUAUGAGAUCAACUUUCACUAAUGUGGCUGAGAAUAAUCUCCGUUAUUAUGAAGAGUGCCUUGCUACAUGGGAGUCCUUCCUAGCAUCUCAAACAGUGGAUCUUCAUGUGGAAGAAGAUUCUGAAGACAGGCCUUGAGGAUUGUCCCUGCUUGAUCUCUGCCUUUUCCAUGCAGUUUGUACCAACCAAAGUGCUUUAUAUAAGAUCAGAUACAUUAUUAAAUUUUACUCUUAAAAUCAGUGAAAUGCAGGAAACCAGCUUAUAGAACACUCAGGUUUUCUAGUCCUGAAAUACAUUUUGGAACACGCUAUAUAUCGCUUUAUAUUGCUUAGCUCUGAUUUUACAUAUUUUUAUGCAUUCGCAUACAAUCGUUUUCAUAAAUAUUGCAUAAUUUGGAUGAAAAGUAUUUUAAAUAUGUAAAAAUAGCUCCAUUUUAAUAAAAAGUUUAAUAA